AUGUACCGGGAGACACACCGGCGCCGUCUACCAGCAACCCACGCCUCCAUACCUCUUCCUACCGCACCCUGUACAUCUGCACCUCCUCCGUCUGUCUUUCCUCACGCGAACUCGCCCAACGCUCGUUACCUUUUCCUCGAGAUGAAGCAAUGGCGGCAGGAAAUGAGGGAGAAAGAUGGCGGUUCUGAUGCUAUUGAUCUUCUUUUCCUUGUUUACGAUGGCGAGGUAUGGUCUGUUUCAAUGAGGGACAUCCACUAUCUGACAGCUCUUCUUUUCUUUGUUUACGAUGACGAGGUAUGGUCUGUUUCAAUGAGGGACAUCCACUAUCUGACAGAUCUUCUUUUCUUUGUUUACGAUGGCGAGUGCCAGGAUAUGACCUGUUUUAACGGUGACAUCUACUAUCUCUCAUAUCUUCUUUUCUUUAUUUACAAUGACUAUGUCUGGUCUGCUGGAACGUCGACAUCCACUAUAACACACUAUUCCCUUUUCUAA
Acanthosepion pharaonis is the source of this 492-nucleotide messenger RNA. The record is from the annotation of a GenBank genome assembly. NCBI's taxonomy places the organism in Eukaryota, Metazoa, Mollusca, Cephalopoda, Sepiida, Sepiidae.